AUGAAGAGAGUCCUCAUGUCCCUGCUGGGCAAGGGCUUUUGCCUCCUGGGCCUGGGUGGGCCACACCAGGAAACCGUCGACGCAGCCCGCCUCGAUGCCUUGCGGCUGGUGCAGGAGAAUGAGGGAGCCGACUUCAAACCGCCGCCUUCACUCAUCGUGGACGGCCUUCUGGGCGAGGAGGGCUCUGCGGAGAUCAUGAAUCUCGACGGCUUCAACUAUGAGAAGGCCGAGAAGAUGGGCCUGCAAGCUGCCGACGAGCUCCUGGAGAAGAUGGGAAAUGAGUUGGCAAGAGUAGACUCCAUGCUGCAGAGCCACGUCAGCAGCCGUUCUUCCUUGAUCCUCCACAAGGCGGGGAUCCCCCUCGACUGCGAUGUUCCGGAGCUCACCCCAGUUGGUUGCCAAAAGUGGCUCGAGGUCCUGGGCCACAGCCGGCUGAUGCUGAUCCUCUUCCUGGGGCCAGGUUAUGGCCGCCUAGAGUUUCAGCCCUUGGAUGCCGAGGGCGUGGAGCCCUACGAGGUUGACGUUGGCCCUGGGACUCUCGCAAUUGUGCGGGCAGAUGGUGUGAGCCACAGGUUUUUUUCUACAGCGCGGAGCCUUGCCGUGAGCUGCUUCCUGCUCGAGGAUGCAGCGGCGACCUGGCGGCGGAGAUUCGGUGUUCCAUUGGUGACCACACCGGUUUGCCGCGAUCUCAUGGAUUGGGCCAAGGAGCGAUGGGAGCUCGCGAGAAGGCAGCAGAGCGUGAGCCAAGAUGACGCCCUAGACCUGCCCCCACAGUGGCAACGCAUGGCGCACCAAGUUUACCAGGUUGGCCCUCAGGUGGUCGUCCGCGGCACUUCUUGCAAGUUUCCAUCCUCCUACAGCGACGCCGGCUUCUGGUGCGGUAUGCAAGCUGGCUGUGACCUCAUUGAAGAGGUGCCGUAUUGCAGAUGGGAUCACCUGGACUUCUUUGACACAGAUCCAGAAAGCUGGAAGUGGGCUAAGACAAAUUGCCGGCAUGGAUCGUUCAUUGAUGGAAUCGAGCUGUUUGAUAACAAAUUCUUCGGCAUUUCGCCCGUGGAGUCUCGCGGGAUGGACCCCGCUCAGAGGCACAUCCUUGAGACCUCCUAUGAAGCUCUGUACUUCAGUGGCUACAACAAGAAGAACCUCAUGAGGUCCCUCUUGGGCGUCUACGUGGGCGCAGCGGCGACUGAGAUGAACUUCAUGCCUGCUACCGCUUGUAGCUCAGGCACUGGGGGAGCGAGCAGUAUCACCUCGAACCGAAUCUCCUUCUGCCUGGGCUUGCAAGGCCCCAGUUUCACAGUGGAUGCCCAGGGUGCCUCGGCACUGGCAGCUAUGGGGAACGCCGACAUGAGCCUGAGGGGAUAUUGUGGCAAGCCUUGCUAUCAGAUCUGCGUGGCCAAUAACCUUUGGAUCCGUUUGGCAGUAGCGCACAUAUCUGGCCUUGAUACGCGGUAUCCCUACGCAACGACGCACGAGUGCCCCAGCAACUCUAUGAUCUGGUCACUUGCAGCCCGAUUAUCAGAGCUGCGUACCGUACCCAGACUCUCGCAACUGGUUGUUACUGUAGAUGUCUGUGACCACGAGUGCGUUGGAGGGGCAUAUUUCAUGAUCACCGGCACCACCUGGAUUCUGUUAAGUGCAAAGGGGCAGCUCUCUCAGCAAGGGCGCUGUUUGUCCUUCGACCAGUCAGCCGAAGGGUUCGUGAAGAGCGAGGGCGUGGCAAACCUGGUUUUAGAGCGCGACGAAGACAACGGCAAAGACAGAGGUCCCCCGGUUGGGAUUAUCGCCGCCACUUAUUCCAACCACACGGGCCGUGACCUUGUCCUGCAAGCCACCCGGAUAGCGGCCAUUGCCCCGUCGUCCGUAGAUGCAGUGGAGUGCUUCAGCCACGGGCUGCCCCUCCAGGAUGCGGUCGAGGCACAGGUCUUGCGGAGGGCCCUCCGAGGCUACGCGGACGUGGAGGCACCGCUGUCCCUCACGAGUGGCUUCACGGGCAGUGGGAUGGCCCUGGAAUGUGCCGGAAUGAUGCAGAUUCUGAAGGUUCUCGUCAGCCAGCGGUACGGUGCCAUCACGCCACUGCAACACCUGCACCAGCUCAAUCCCGAAAUCGAGCAGCCCUCGCGUGACGAUGCCGUCCUUUUCUCCAGUGAAGAACUUGCCAUCGAAGGGCUGAGCUCCUAUUGUGGCACCACUGGAAAAAGCAUCGGUGGCACCAUGUGCCAUGUCGUCACACUGGGCACCCUCCGCACUCCGGAAACCCAAGCGCCACCAGAGGAUGUCCCUUAG
This is a messenger RNA of Symbiodinium natans, 2286 nucleotides long. NCBI's taxonomy places the organism in Eukaryota, Dinophyceae, Suessiales, Symbiodiniaceae. The record is from the annotation of a GenBank genome assembly.